This is a messenger RNA of Musa acuminata AAA Group (dessert banana), 1879 nucleotides long. RefSeq names its product probable isoprenylcysteine alpha-carbonyl methylesterase ICMEL1. Bases 21 to 1388 code for a protein of 455 amino acids. Lineage: Eukaryota; Viridiplantae; Streptophyta; Magnoliopsida; Zingiberales; Musaceae. The transcript has 12 exons. Gene Ontology annotation, molecular function: lipase activity. The record is from RefSeq and is a predicted model, not a curated record.
GCCCAAUUUAUUUGGCACGGAUGCCACCCGUCGCCCGUCUCCCCUCCCUGUCUUCGGAGCCGGCGAUGUCGCUGGAGCUCCAUCCCCACGCGCCAUCGCCGCAGUACGAUGAGGAGGAGAAAGCCUCCCCCUCCUCCUCCUCCUCCUCCUCGGCGUCGUCGCCCGCGGCGGAGGACGCGAGACCCUUUCUCCGACGCUCGGCGUCGGCUGCUGGAGGCGGCGGGAGAAGCCGGAGGCGGAGGACCGUCAGCGAACCCUCGCUCCGAUCCCUCUCCUCCCACACCUCGCGGGGCCGCUCCUUCGGUAGAGACGUCGGCCACGCUGCCGCCGAGACGUUUCUUCUUACCCGCCUCGCCAUCACCCUCCUCCGCUAUCUCGGGGUGGGCUAUAGGUGGAUCACAAAGUUUCUUGCUCUUAUUUGUUAUGCAACUUUGCUUAUGCCAGGAUUUCUCCAGGUUGGAUAUUAUUAUUUCUUCUCAAGUCAGGUACGUAGAAGCAUUAUAUAUGGAGAUCGGCCAAGAAAUCGAUUAGAUCUCUAUUUACCGACAAAAGUUGAUGGUUUGAAACCAGUUGUUGCAUUUGUUACUGGAGGAGCGUGGAUUAUCGGUUAUAAAGCUUGGGGUGCACUUUUAGGAAGGCGGUUGGCAGAAAGAGGCAUCAUAGUGGCAUGCAUAGAUUAUAGAAAUUUCCCUCAAGGAACCAUCAGCGAUAUGGUGGAGGAUGCAUCUCAAGGCAUCUCAUUCGUGUGCAAUAACAUUGGAAGUUAUGGAGGCGAUCCAAACAGGAUCUAUUUGAUUGGACAAUCUGCGGGUGCACAUAUUGCUGCUUGCACUAUUCUUGAUCAGGCAAUUAAAGAAUGUGGAGAAAGAGAGUGCACAUCAUGGAGUGUCUCACAAAUAAAAGCAUACUUUGGUAUAUCUGGGGGGUAUAACAUGCUUGAGUUGGUCGAUCAUUUCCAUAGUCGUGGCCUGUACCGGUCUAUUUUUCUAAGCAUAAUGGAAGGGGAGCAAAACUUGUGGCGUUUUUCUCCUGAAGUUCUGGUCCAGGAUUCUAGUAUUAAACAUGCCAUAUCUUUGCUGCCUCAUGUCAUCCUGUUUCAUGGAACAAGUGAUCAAUCUAUACCAUCAACUGCCAGCAAAAAGUUUGUUGAUACCCUUCACAGUGUUGGUGCUAAGGUUGACAUCGUUUUAUUUGAAGGAAAAACUCACACAGAUCUGUUUCUUCAGGAUCCUCUUAGAGGGGGAAAGGAUGAACUGCUGGAACAUAUUGCUGCAGUCAUUUAUGGUGGUGUUGCAGCUGCACAUGCCCAUAUAUCUGUAGCACCCUUGCCACGUCGUCUUGUUCCUGAAUUCAUGUUGCAGCUGGCUCGCAAAAUAAGUCCCUUCUAGAAAUUCAUGUUUCAAUUACAAGUUGGAGAGGCCACAUAUCUGGUGGUUGGCGUGGCACGUGAUCCCACCUAUGCUUUUGUCUCAAUGUUGGCUGGCGCUGUGCUUUGGCUCUUUGCACCUCCAUGAUCUAACUCUUACGAUGCACUUCUUCGUCUCAAUGUUUCUUGCUUCUCCACACUGAUCUACUCACAUCAACGUGGGGAGCGUCUGCAAGAAAUUGAGGCAGUAUGACUACAACCAUCAAUGAAACCGAUCUCCAUUUAACUUGAAACAACUGAUGGCUACACCAUGGCUUCUGUUUCCGGCAUUUCAUAUGUAUAAGUACAUGUAGUUGUUCAGUAUGGUGAAAAGAGUCUCAUCUGUUUCCAGCAUUUGAUGUGUAGGUGGAAAACCAGAAGUAGGUUAAGAAGGUCACCAUGCUGAAAGUGAUACGAGAAACAGAGCACAGUAUUUUACGGAAGGAUAUAAAUUCUCAAACAUGUUUGAGUUCA